Messenger RNA from Ascochyta rabiei, 570 nucleotides. RefSeq lists its product as uncharacterized. The transcript has 4 exons. The coding region runs from base 1 to 570 and encodes 189 amino acids. The record is from RefSeq and is a predicted model, not a curated record. Lineage: Eukaryota; Fungi; Ascomycota; Dothideomycetes; Pleosporales; Didymellaceae.
AUGCUCUUCCAGGCCACCAUUCUUGCUCUUCUGGCUUCGGUCUCCCUCGUUACAGCCUUGCCCGGUGGAGACACCAAGACCAAGACCAAGACCAAGACAGACACUAAGACCGAGUCCAAAUGCUCUGCUGUCUACAGUACCAAGACCUACCCUGGAGAGAAGGAAACCACCUACCUUUACACCAAGACCGAAGUCGUUCCCUACACCACCGUCACCACCAAACUCUCAACCUCCUCCUCACCGUACCCCUUCACCAACACCAACGUCGUAACCACGACCAAGUCUUACUACGAGACCAAGACGUAUUACGAGACGGCUCCAGUCGUCGUCACCAGCUACGUGACCAAGACCAAGAGCGAUGUCAAGACCAAGACCAGUGUCGAGACAUCCAAGAGCACCUCCGUCGGCACGACAUACAAACCUGUCGUCGGCACAGUGACGUACACGGACGUCGGCAGCAAGACCAAGACUGACGUCGUCACCAAGACCGACAAGGUCAAGUACACAAAGACCGAGGUGGAGACCAAGACGGCGUGCACGACUAAAGGUGGUUAUGGAGGCGGCUGGUAA